Messenger RNA from Stylophora pistillata, 1991 nucleotides. Its product is annotated as neuronal calcium sensor 1. The record is from RefSeq and is a predicted model, not a curated record. Gene Ontology annotation, molecular function: calcium sensitive guanylate cyclase activator activity; calcium ion binding. Lineage: Eukaryota; Metazoa; Cnidaria; Anthozoa; Scleractinia; Pocilloporidae.
UCCAAAGUAUUUACGAAAUAUUUAGUGGCGAAAAAUAGUUACUGUAGUGUAAAGUAACUGUAAUGUAAAGUAACGUCACUGGCUGUAACGCAAUCUCCAUGACAACGUUAUAAUGUCAUAUACUUCAAAAAAUCUCAAGAGACAGAGCUUACUUCUACCGAGAAUGUGUGGUAAUUGGGAACGACAUCGUAAUUAAUCCUUUGGGUUUCAUUGCAAUGGGGCAAAAGAAUUGCAAGUUAAAGCCUGAAUUGGUCAACGAGCUGGUUCGCAAAACCUAUUUCACCGAGAAGGAAUUGCAGCAAUGGUAUAAAGGUUUCCUCAAAGACUGUCCUUCGGGCAACCUUAAUGAACUCGAGUUCCAGAAGAUUUACAAACAGUUCUUUCCAUUUGGCGAUCCAUCCAAGUUUGCCUCUUUUGUUUUCAACGUGUUCGACGAAAAUAAGGAUGGGACUAUUGAAUUUAGAGAGUUCAUCUGUGCCCUGUCAGUAACAUCAAGAGGAAGUAUUGAUGAAAAACUGCAGUGGGCUUUUAAGCUGUAUGACUUGGAUGACGAUGGCUAUAUAACGAAACAGGAAAUGCUUCACAUAGUGGAUUCAAUUUACAAAAUGGUGGCCAGCAUGGUAAAGUUACCAGAGGAUGAAGACACUCCAGAAAAGAGAGUGAAUAGAAUUUUCAAUCAAAUGGAUACUAAUGCUGAUGGCAGGUUGUCAAUGGAGGAAUUUCGUGAGGGCUCCAAGUCUGAUCCAUCAAUUGUGCAGGCACUGUCACUGUAUGACGGACUGGUCUAAAGUGUUCAUACCUGAACCAUGCCCUCUUGUAAUUUCCCAUGUUAACCUUACAUGCAAAUGCACUUCACACAUCAAGCCUGUGGUCUUGGCUCACCUGGAUGACAAACAAUGACAAUUUAUGUUUUUCUCAACAUUAAUUGCCUUUUCAUGUGGUGUAUAAAGUGCACUGAAUAUGUCCAUCGGCACAGCUUUGGUGGGACUUAUCCCCAAGCACAUGUAUUGAUUUAGAUACAUGUAUAUAUGGAUACUGAUUGAGCAAACCCUGAGUAGGUUAACCAAGAAGAUUUACCGCAAUAGGUCACUUAUGAUCCUGAGCAUGAAGCAUAUGGAUGGAUAGUGGUGUAUGGCUACACCUUCUCAGCUAAAUUUUCCUCCAUCACUAGUAUUCAACCAGCUAGUUGUCAAGUUUCCUCAACAGUUUGCUGCCAGCUAACUAUUUGUUUGACCUAAUUUCUGUUCUGCACCACCAAAAGUAUGGUACAUUGAACUGAGGUUGCAAGUUUGUAUAAUAAGUACAUGAGCACAGUACUGUUUGGUGAAUAGUUAAUAAAUAAAUACACAUGUGGUAACUGUCCAAAUUUGAAAAUAGUCAAAGAUUGCUUUUGUUAAUGAGUGACAGCAUAGCACAUAGGACAUAGUUGAUUUUUGCAAAUGCUGUAUGGUAAUUUAGUCAUUCACUCCAGUUGAGGAAACACAGGGUUUUCCGUCCCACCUAUUCAACUAAAGUAGGUGGGGCUAUUAACAGAGUUGUGUAACCACAGUUCAUGGUUCUCUAUUACAAAAUGUAGAAGCAAGAGAGAAGUGUUAAAGAAUAGCAGAAUAUUCUCCAUGUCUGAGUAAAAAAAAAAAAAACCACAGAUCAUCUAAAUUAAGCCAAAGAAUUCUGUGCAGAAGCUGGAGAGUUCUUCAAUCUCUGUUCCGAAAUAAACACCACAUGUAACUGUAUACAGUCACAAGGUACAUGUAAGUUACUAGGAGCAUAACCAGCCACACCUCUGUUAUCAUUCACUGCUGUCCUGCCAACGUCAACAGUCCAGUGCACACUGUAACAUACUUAGAACUAGGGUUCUCAAUCUGCAUGCUUCAAAGUCACUGAAUUAGCCAUGAAUUUCACUUGUUGAGUAGAUUAUGAUCUAAUAUUGAUAAUAUAUUUUUGUACAGAUCUGUUACAAUCAUUAAAUUAAAUCAAUAGCCACAAAUAUA